GCAUAGCCAGCCAAGCAGUGAUAAGCGCCGGCACAGGAUGGAACCAACCGCGCAAAAACCCGCACUUUCCAAACUGCGUCGGAGCAUAGCAAGAAGGCUGGUUCGAGCGAAGCACGCCAAUGCGCAGGCACUUGAUCGAGCGACGCGAAGACAGAAGCGAGUCGGUGGAUCCUCCGCGGAACCAACGGUGUCUGCAGCGCAGGAAUCCAACGAGUCAUGCGAUAAUCCAGAUUCUGGAUUGUCGCAUGACUCAAUGUCGCCGAGAAGCAGUGACUGCGAAUCUAUCUGGUGUAACAACCCUCCCAGCUCAUAGCGAGCGUGUGACGCUGUACUGCAACCUGAGCCACAGUCUAAUCAUGCAGAAGCGUCAUGCCGUUUCAUCUCGAUGAAAUCGGAACUCGACGAAUUGGUAUUCGAGUCCUGCAUGAGAAACUAUUUAGGGUUGGAUUACUUAGUGGCUGUCAACAUGGCCGCGGCCUGAGUAUGUCCUGAUUAGAGCAGGUGAUAUUUACUUACUCCAAAGACCUCCAAGACGGACGCGCAUGAGAGUAUGCCCACGCUACACCUACAUUCAAGCUAAGCAUCACACUUCCUGAGGAGCGUGGCAUGGCAACCAACCUGUGAUGUGGCAUGCCAUCUAGAGAUAGGCAAAGCGUCAGCGUGGCCCUGCCUUUUUAUUGUUAUCACGAGGGGUGUGGAGCUGGGACGUUUUUGCAUUCCAGCAAAUCUUCGGCACCUUCCUCGAUCACGUCCCGGCGCUCGCGAAAGCGACACUCUUUGCAAGAGGGUGGAAAGGAUCGUAGCUCCGCACGGGCGCCAUCAUCUUCCGACCCUGAUGAGUCAGAAUCUUCAGUCUCAUCGAGCGCCUCGUCGCACAAUAGACCUGGCGAACGUCGAAACCGCAUGCAGAAACAGCGAGAAAGAAUCGAGGCGAUGGACCGAGAUCGCGACGCAGCCCGCGAGGCAGCACAGCGCCUCCGAAUGUAUGAUACUGAAUUUUCGCGGUGGAGUGAAAUUUGUCUUGUAAGUUAGUAUGUGCUUGCUCAGUGCACGCCUUCGCGAGAGCAAGAUGGAAAAACCACAUUCGGAGAAGCGACUGCUGCCCCAUGUCAGCUGUUGGUCUGCACAUUUAUAUAUUAGACUACUCGCAGUGGCAGUGCGCUCCUUCGCUCAAUGUAAAUAGAAGUCCGGACAACUACUCUUUUAUUUUUUCCACUUCUGGCUGGAGAUAUGCGAUAGCAACCACACCUGCGCUGCUCUUCAAAGGUAAGGGAGCACGAAGUUUGUAGUAUUCUUGCACAUGCUGGACCCCCCGGACACGGAUCAAGCAAUUUCACUCCCUGGCUAGAUGUCAUGCUUCCAUAUUCCGGAUCAGGCUUUGGAAGACUUCGAUGAGGAAAUGCGGAAGAAAAUGCAGCAAAUGGAAGAAUGGUAUCAAACGCAGUAUGAUGCAGAUAGGAAGAAAAACGCCGAUAUCGAAGAAAGCCUACUACAGAUCAAAAAAGAAAAUGCCCAGAGGAAGCUAGAGGACGCCAAGCUAUGCAUUGCGACGUACUAGGCAAAACCUCGGUCUGCGCAACACAAAUUUGAUGUAUGUGACUAUCGACCCAGUAGCUGGUUUAUGAACAUUAUUGCAUGGUGGCAAAAAAUCGCCGCGACAUUCAGUGACGUAUGUAUGUAAUCCGAGCCGUAAGUUGUUGAAGAGUGCAGUGUUGUAGCUACUGUGAGCAGACUCAAAGGUGUUGCCGUGACGACAUGACUGGCGACCGACGAUCGUGCCGCUUCACCAAAGAAAGCUAUUGAGACGCGAAUGCAAAUGAAAAUAAAUUCCUGUUCUAUUACAAAUCUUUGCUCGAUUUCGUUGGCCGAGAUAUUGAAUUUGCGCUUUGCUGCGAUACACCCAGGAGCAUCUGAUGGAGAAGCAGCACGCUGCGAGCUGCGACGACACUACUGCGGAUGGCAUUGCGACACCAACAGAGCAUAGCCAACCAAGCAGUGAUAAGCGCUGGCGCAGGAUGAAAACAAUCGCACAAAAAACCUACCACACACUUUCCGACCUGCCUCGGAGUAUAGCAACAAGGCUGGGUCGAGCGAAGCCAGUCGGUCCAUCCUCGGCGGAACCAACGUGCGAUAAUCCAGAAGUUGUGGAACAGUUUGCAGGUAUUCAUCAACAGCAGUAUUGUCUCCUUAACCUUGACAGUAAGCUGCCACUUCUGUCUAGCCACGCCAUGGCAAAGAAGAUGCUGAAUGGACAUAAGGCACGAGUGUGGGUCUCGAGUCGCAGAACAAGUGACGCUGAGCAAGGCAUCUCCUACGCUGAUGAAAAACAGCAAGUCUCCCUCCGCGAAAUGUUACGAUCCUGUAACAAGUUUUACCGAUUGGUUGAGCUUGUCUGCAAGGCCUGCGAAUUCACCUUCCGCUUUACCUUCGGAACAGAUUUCGCGCCGGAUGAGGUUUUCCAAAAAAGGCUGUUUGGAUUGCAUGACAAAGAAGCUAGACUCAGAUUCCAAGCCAAUCGACAUAAGUUCCAAGAAGAAGUUUUGGUUUUGUCCGUGGAAAAUUAGCACGCACUUGGAGAAAAUUAAAGGAAUGUCUGGCCUAUGACUAUACAGAAGAUGUAUAUAUCGUCCCGCCACAGAGCUCGCGACGUUUUCUUUCCAUCACGAAGCAAUUUACACUAAAUGGUUGACUUUUGCCGAUUGCAACUAGCGCGAGAAAUUCUUUUGAGUGUCGACACAAAGUAUGUGAAUCAGGACAAGCAAAACGUACUGGCUUAGAAGAAGUUGACGACUUCAGAAGUCCCAUGCAAGAUCCGUCAUGAAAAG
Molecule: messenger RNA, 2825 nt
Organism: Amoebophrya sp. A120
Lineage: Eukaryota; Dinophyceae; Syndiniales; Amoebophryaceae
Source: the annotation of a GenBank genome assembly